Molecule: messenger RNA, 1883 nt
Organism: Brachypodium distachyon (stiff brome)
Lineage: Eukaryota; Viridiplantae; Streptophyta; Magnoliopsida; Poales; Poaceae
Product: protein tas
Exons: 9
Coding region: 283-1500 (405 amino acids)
Molecular function (GO): oxidoreductase activity
Source: RefSeq, a predicted model, not a curated record
GCGUCAGUCGCAACUCGCAAACCACGUGUCCCCUCCCACCAUUCGUCGUGAGAGCUCUUCUCUUCUCAUAUCAUAUCAGAUCCCUCCCUCCCCCUUUCUCUCUGCCGCAUGACACUGCAGGUGCUUCUUUUCGUUCGCCGCUGUUACUGAAGAAGAUUGUGUUGGCCAGGGAGUACGUACGUCCACUGAACAAGGAUCGAUCAGAAACGCUUUUCUUUUCCAAACAAUAUUGACACAGGACAGGGAUUUCAGUAUAGCCAACAAAUUGUUAGACAAAAUUAUAUGCAACAAAUGGUCGUAUCUGCGUUCUCUGCAAUUUCCUCCUCAUCCUAUAGAAAAACCUUAUCAGGGUUGAAUGCCCAUCAGUCUCGAAGAUGGCACAGAACAUGCAUAAGCAGCCAAGUUCGGUCGGUGCAGAAACCAGCAAAGUUGCAAUACAGGAAGCUGGGAGACUCAGAUCUCCUUAUCAGCGAGAUAACUCUUGGAACAAUGACUUUUGGGGAGCAAAACACAGAGAAGGAAGCACACGAUAUGCUCUCUUAUUCUUUUGAUCAGGGCAUCAACAUGCUUGACACUGCGGAAAUUUACCCAAUUCCACCCAAGAAAGAGACUCAGGGAAGGAGUGAUUUGUAUAUAGGCAGGUGGAUGCAAUCCAAGCCUCGAGAUCAGGUAAUUUUGGCCACAAAAGUUUCUGGUUAUUCAGAUCGCACUUUUCUUCGGGACAAUGCAGAAAUAGUGCGUGUUGAUGCUGCCAAUAUAAAGGAAAGUGUAGAAAAGAGCCUUUCACGCUUAUCUACAGACUACAUUGAUUUGCUUCAGAUACACUGGCCAGAUAGGUAUGUAGCACUAUAUGGCGAAUUCAGCUAUAAUUCAACCCAAUGGAGGACAAGCGUCCCAAUUGAGGAUCAACUGAAAGCUCUCCAGGAGCUAAUUGAUGAAGGAAAGGUACGCUAUAUCGGUAUUGCCAAUGAAACCUCAUAUGGAGUAAUGCAGUUUGUACAGGCUGCAAAGCUUCAUGGACUUCCAAAGAUCGUGAGCAUCCAGAACGGCUAUAGUCUACUUGUGAGAUGCAGCUUCGAAGUUGAUCUUGUUGAAGUCUGCCACCCAAACAACUGCAAUAUUGGGCUGCUUGCCUACUCCCCCUUGGCUAGCGGUGUUCUCAGCGGGAAGUAUCUUGAUGCCAACUCCGGCAAUGCAGACCGUUUCAGGCUAAAUCUCUUUCCUGGAUACAUGCAGCGUUACAAAGCACCAUUGGCUAAAGAAGCAACCACAGAAUAUGUCAAGCUUGCAAAGAAGCAUGGGCUAACUCCGGUCCAGCUUGCGCUCGGCUUUGUGCGUGACCGCCCGUUCACGACUAGCACAAUCAUCGGCGCAACCUCCAUGGACCAGCUGAAGGAAAACAUCGGUGCGUUUAUCGGCGCUCCACGGCCUCUGCCGGCGCAAGUUCUCGACGACAUCGAGACCAUUUUCAAGAGAUACAGAGACCCAGCAGUCCUCUAGUUAGUGUUUUAGCUUUUUGAUAGAGAAAAGAGCAAUCCUCAGGAGAUGCAAAAACCCAGCAAACAGUUUGCUGUCGGAUCAAAGGAGUUUCCAAUGGGUGCUAUAAAAAACAAGGAGUUCCCAGUGGGCGCUGUCAAAAAAAAGGAGUUCCAAUGUUUGCUCCGGGAACAGAGCUGUUUGUUGUGAAAUUCCUGUGUUGACUGCCGUAAACCCUGGUUGCAUCCGAACUCAUGUUCCAUUGGUUGACAAGUUCAGAAUAGUCACAAUUUCACAUAGCACAUGCUAUGGCAAAGUAACUGUAUCUUCCUUGUAGCUGCCCUUGGUCGGCUAAGCAGGAUCUCAUUUAUCCCAGUUAAUUGACUUGCUAGUUCAAAAUUGGAUUU